Messenger RNA from Macrobrachium nipponense, 2488 nucleotides. Its product is annotated as 3-galactosyl-N-acetylglucosaminide 4-alpha-L-fucosyltransferase FUT3-like. Gene Ontology annotation, molecular function: fucosyltransferase activity. The transcript has 5 exons. The record is from RefSeq and is a predicted model, not a curated record. Gene Ontology annotation, cellular component: membrane. The coding region runs from base 813 to 2213 and encodes 466 amino acids. Lineage: Eukaryota; Metazoa; Arthropoda; Malacostraca; Decapoda; Palaemonidae.
CCGAUAUCCUUAGAUCCUCCGCUGUUUUCUUCAGUAGAUAAUGAAAAUUAAGUUCUCGGCAUAUCUUUAUGCAUUCGUAAAACUUCAAACUUCGUCAUCAACCAGCUCCUUGAAGAGAGUUAAAAGUUCUACUUUCCUCUUUUGUAUAUAUGAAUCGACACAAACUGCUCUCUUCAUUUUCCCUCUUCAACCAAAAGCAAAGCAACUGCUGCAAGUUAUUUGCUAUUCAUGUGAAUGAACACACCACACCCGUGCUAGACCUACUUGCAGACUGGCAGCAAUGACGGGGGCUAAUUUGGGAAAUCCUCGAAAUUCUGGCUGUAAUUUUCGCUUUUCAUCCACUGGACGAACAGAUGAAGGCUGGUGAAAUCGAAAUCGAUUGUAUCGCUUUUCGCUCCGUCCAAUUUCUGAAAGAAACCUCAUUACACUGACGUAUCAUUAGCGUAUUGGAGCCCUAUAGUGCUAUUCUGUAAUCCUGAAAAGAACCAUUUCGUAAUCGGAUAUUUUGCAAUUUCCUUUCGCUAUUCUGGGUGUAAUGGAGUUUCACUGGGUCUCUUACAUUUGAAUCAAACUCCAGUAUCAAUAAUGAAACUAAUUAACGGGAGAUAAAUGCGGUUACGGGUGGAAAAGUCCCUCGUGGGAUUGUAUGACUUUGUUGUCACGUUUGCCUUAGUCUCAUCUGAUGGGCGUUAGCGGCGGUGAUCGGGUUUACACGGCAGAGAAGGCAAACGGAGGACUGCAACUUUGUUUAUUCAUUUCACCGGAAGUGGACAAUACGAGGAGGCAGACUUUAGUCUUAUCUUCACAACGAAAUGAGGUUGACACUUGAGCGGAUCUGGCAGAAAGUGCGAUCAUUGAGGCUGAUACACUUUGUCAUUAUAUUUAUGGUCAUCUGCUACAGUUACGCUUAUUUCAAGAACUAUAAAUUCACAAUUCUGAACCCGGAGGAAUUCCUUAUGGCGCUCCCAACCCCAGAGGAUCCAGCAAGGCCCAACCAUCCAGGACCAGCACACCAUCCUACUUUUUCCCACAGAGAUUCACCCUACCCCAAGAACUGGCGCAGAUUAACAAAGAAGGAGAUGGAAAGCCUCUCUGUUCUGGGCAGGAGGCUGUAUCUGGAAGAAGACGUUGGAAAAGAGCAAAACAGGAAUUUCGUCAUUCUUGCUUGGAAUCAGAGUGACGUCGAUAAGGAGAGGCAUAUCAGAGAGUUUGGUGGCGAGGAACUAGACCCUUUCCGCUUCUGCUCGGUCAAGAACUGCCAACUUGUCACCGACGACGUUUUCGCCGAGAGAGCGGACGCUAUCAUCUUCCAUCUGCACAGAACGAAUAAAACAUCGACCUACCCAAGUCGAGCCAACCUCAACCAGCGAUGGAUCUGGUUAACGGAUGAAAGUCCCUACAAUACCCUCUAUUUUGCGGAGGAUAAGGACAUCUCUAACUAUAACGGAAUCUUCAACUGGUCGAUGAGUUACAGAAUGGACAGCGAUGUCCCCGUGCCGUACGGAAGGACUGUCAGAAUGACGGCCGAAGAGGCUUCAGAAUAUGAAAAGGUCGACUACUUCAAUAUCAAGACAAAACUGGCAGCUGGUAUACUGACAAACUGCGAGGCCACAAACAAUCGAACCGGGUACUUGAAACAACUUCGGAAGUAUAUAGAUAUUGACAUAUACGGAAUAUGUUUUGGAGUAAAGUGGUGUCAAGGACACCUAAAUAGAGAUUGUAUCAUGCUGAAUGACUACAAGUUCUUCUUAGCCUUUGAAAACUCCAACUGCAAGGAUUACAUCACAGAAAAGGUGUGGUGGCAGUCAUUCCAGAAGGGGGCCAUUCCUGUCGUGAUGGGAACGAAAACAGAAGACUAUCGAAAACACCUUCCUCCCAAAUCUUUCAUUCACGUGGAUGAUUUUCAGUCACCCUAUCAUCUGGCUAAAUACCUCAUGUAUCUUGAACACAACAGGACUGAAUUCAUGGAGUACCACGCUUGGCGCUCCCACUUCAAAGUACUGAAUGAACAUGGCUAUUACGGUGCCAAAUCCUACCACUACUGUCGCGUGUGUGAGGCCCUCAACUACAACAAUCCAGCACCCACGGUUUACAACUACAUGGAAAUCACCUGGAAUAAUGACACCCAGUGCUAUCCAGCUACGUGGGAUUCCAGAAUGCGAGAGACCCCUGUGUUUUAUCGGCAGAGUCUACUGAGGCUAAGACAACCCUGAAGAAUACGAGUUCGCUUUCUUUUGUGAAUAUUGACUGACGAGAGCCCACAGUAUGAUUCUGACCACUAAAUUUUUCUGAGUUAGCUAUUCUGAAGUGUAUGGGGUGUGAACAUUUAGAUUGCGUGUUGUAAAUUUUGGUUGAUUUGUCAUUAAAAUAAAAGAAAAACAAAACAAUCUACGUGGCAAACAUGCUAUAUCAAAUACAUCUGUGAACCUCACUGAAUAUACUGAUAAGAAAUCGCCCGUGCAAACAGCUGCACAAUUCAUGUAACAAU